Mercenaria mercenaria is the source of this 3002-nucleotide messenger RNA. Its product is annotated as L-threonine ammonia-lyase-like. Gene Ontology annotation, molecular function: L-serine ammonia-lyase activity; threonine deaminase activity. Bases 281 to 1594 code for a protein of 437 amino acids. The record is from RefSeq and is a predicted model, not a curated record. NCBI's taxonomy places the organism in Eukaryota, Metazoa, Mollusca, Bivalvia, Venerida, Veneridae. Gene Ontology annotation, biological process: L-serine catabolic process; L-threonine catabolic process. The transcript is spliced from 14 exons.
UCUGAGAAGGAACAGCAGCUCUUUCAGGUGUACACGCUGUCAAAAUGAGUAAAUUGUUAAGUACUGGGCGUGGAACAUUUCACAUAGUUUUACCAAUAUUGUUAUAAUUAAACUGUUAUUUUUACAGACAGACACAGAAUUCCUUUGUACCGGAAAUAAACAAAUAUCGUGAUGCAAGUAAUGCAAUUAACCCUUAAUGUGUGAACAGAACUUCUUAUAGAGCUGUCAGAAUUGCAUGUCAGUUACAGAGGAUUGGUACCGUAUGUGUUCAAAUUGAAUCAUGGAAUCAACAAUGAAAGAGCCUCCAAAUAAGAAGAUCAAGAUUGUAAACAGUGAUGAGGUUUUGGUAGACAGAUUCUGUGACCCUAAGAAGCCACAGAUUGUAACAUUCCAGGAUGUUAGUGCAGCAGCAUACAAGAUCAAAGGAGGCAUACAGAAAACACCAUGCCUGAAAUCACAGAUGUCAAGUAUGUUUGACAUGAAGAUAUAUUUCAAGAAAGAAUUCCUACAAUUCACAGGAAGUUUUAAAGAAAGAGGAGCUAGAUAUACACUUCUUAUGCUGACAGAGGAGCAGAAAAAGGCCGGUGUUAUAGCUGCCAGUGCAGGGAACCAUGCUCUGGCAUUGUCCUAUCAUGGUCAAGAUCUUGGUGUACCGGUUACCGUCAUUAUGCCAGUAAUAGCUCCACUGAUGAAAAUACAGAACUGUAGGAAGUUUGGAGCAAAUGUUCAUGUCACAGGUGCUAACUUAAGUGAGUCCAGGGAACAAGCAAUGAAGAUGGGUCAGGAACUGGGAUUACUCUAUAUAAAUGGAUAUGACCAUCCACAUAUUUUGGCAGGUCAGGGAACUAUGGGACUGGAAAUAGUAGAACAAGUACCUGAUCUAGAUGCCUGUAUUAUACCAGUUGGUGGAGGUGGUCUAAUUGCUGGAACAGCCCUGGCCAUCAAGAACCUUAGACCUCAUGUUACAAUCAUUGGUGUAGAAUCUGAAAAAUGUCCAAGCUUUUCUCAGGCUAUGAAAGCAGGGAAACCUGUAUUUACUGCUACACAUUCAACAUUAGCUGAUGGUCUUGCUGUACCAACUGUAGGUGUAAAUGCAUUUGCAACUGCCAAAGGUUUGAUAGAUAAGAUGCUGAUUGUUCAAGAAGAAAAUAUAGCCUUGUCAAUAUUGCGACUGUUGGAGUUAGAGAAAGCUGUUGUAGAGGGUGCUGGUGCUACUGGUUUGGCUGCUGUUGUUGAGGGACUUGUGCCAGAACUGCAGGGAAAAAAGGUUGUGAUAGCAGCAUGUGGAGGUAACAUAGAUACCACAGCUCUGGGGCGUGUGAUAGAGAGAGGUUUAGCUGUAGAUGGUAGACUGGUUAGGUUUGUUGUAACUGUUAGUGACAGACCUGGAGGUAUUGCUGACCUUACAAAACUCAUGGCUGGACUUGGGGUCAGUAUCAAAGAUAUUUUUCAUGAAAGAGCAUGGAUAAAGAGUGACAUAUUUUCUGUUCAGGUAAAAGUUGUCUGUGAAACAAGAGAUGCAGAGCAUAGUGAUGAACUUCAUCAAGCAAUCAAAGCAAAAUAUACACAUUAUACCUGGGGUCCAGGAUACUAGCUGGAGAAAUAUACUUGACACCAAAAACAGUUUUUUCCUGUAACAUUAUGCUAGAUGGAUGUUUCAUUUUGACAGUUAGUCGUGGCACAUAAAUAUUGCAUUAACAGUAUAUGCUUCUGAUGUUGUAUUCAACAGUAAAGAGGGAACAAUUUGGUUUUAUGCUGUUGGCAUCAUGAGCAAGAAUUCUAGAGCAUAUAAGCAGUAAAGCAGACUUCAGAAUUUGAGCUUUAAUUUGUGCUUAGAACAUAUAGCGAGUAAAAUAAGGAACAAAAAAUGGCAAAGAUGUUCCCCUUUGUGAAGAAAGCACCAAAUUUGGCAUGAAAUUACUUUAAGUUAUCCCAAAUCCUACAAGAGGAGGAGACACGCUAUAUCUGCCCUGGAACCUCCUUUUAAAUCAAUUUAAAAAGGGGAGGUAAAAAUGUCUUGAAAAAAAUAUUUGUUCCUUUCAAUUGAAAUUUAUCUAUAAAGUAAUGUUUCAUAUGAUCUAAACAUGAAUGACAUAUUACUAGCAUAGACAAACAACUGUUUGGUAUUAACAAAUAUACAAAGUUUACUACAAAAUACUCUUAUUUCUCAAGAUACAUACUAAAAAGGGAGGUAAUCAGAUUUUACUGUAUGUUUAAUGUCAAAACUGCGUGUGAAAAGAUGUUUCUUAUGAAGAAAGCAUGAAAGUUUAUAUUUUAAUAUUAUAAAGUAUACUGGAUCAGAGAUGGACUACAUAUACGAUCUGUUGGCUUGAAUAGACCAAAUCAUGAGGCCUCAAAGGGAAACUACCUUUUAUUUAUAUCAAUUAAAUAUAUCUACCGGUAUAACAAUUUCAAAAAUGAUAAUUUAUACCUUAACCAAUUAUAACCCUAGACACAAAUUUUAUUCAAUUACAUUUUAUUCACAUUCAGUAUACAUAACUCAGGAAAAUAAUAUGAGGUCCUUUAAAGGGAAAUUGUUAAAAAUCACAUUUUAAGGGCAAAUUAAUUUAUUUCAAUCGUUAAAAUAUCAUAUUACUGAGCUAAACUUAAGUAAAGAAACAGAAUUCAUGGAUAUUCUGUAUAAAAUAUCAAAAAGUAAAAAAUAUUUACAUGUUCAGGUCCACCUACAUAUCUGUAUUUAUUAGGGCAAAAGAUUUAUAUAAAAAAGAGAGGCCCUUCAAUGGAUCAUUUUUGUAUUUUACAUAACAGUAUAAUUAUGACAUAACAAGUCAAGUGUCUUUACUAGUCAAUUCAGAUUCAACAUUAUUAAGCAAUGCAAGGGUCAUAAUUAAGGUAUACAGACACUAAAUAGAAAACUGGCGCGGAAAAAAAUCAUGGUAGUUGCAAAAUGGCACAUUCAAAGAGUCCUCCUUCUUUGCUCUGUAGAGCUUUUUUCCUUCCUUUUUAUACGCCCGUUUGAAAAACGGGACGUAUUAUGGGAA